GCCAAACCUGCAGAUUUAGAAAAGGCAAUUUUAUGCGCUGUUGAUGCAGGUUAUCGACAUAUUGACUGUUCCCCAAUAUUUGGAAAUGAGGAUGCAGUUGGUAUUGCUUUGCAGAUGAAAUUUGCUUAUGGCUCUGUAAAAAGAGAAGAUAUGUUCAUUACCUCCAAGCUAUGGAAUGACUGUCACGGAAAAGGAAAAGUAAGAUCAGCAUGCGAAGAGAGCUUAAAGAAAUUGAAGUUGAAGUUUCUCGAUCUUUAUCUUAUUCAGUGGCCGACUGCACUUCAGGUGCAAACAAACACAAAUGUUUCCGCUGCCAAUUCCAGCGAUCUGAUUUUUGAAGAUACCCCAAUUGAGGAAACAUGGAAGGAAAUGGAGAAACUAGUUGAUGCAGGACUUGUCAAGUCAAUCGGUCUAAGUAACUUUAACGAGACACAAAUCGAACGGGUGCUGAAAAUCUGUACAAUCAAGCCGGUGAUGCUGCAGAUCGAAAGUUCAGCAAAUUUUCUCAAUGAACGUCUCAUUGAAUUUGCUCAUUCCUAUGGUAUUCAGGUGACGGCUUAUGCGCCCCUAGGAUCGCCCGGGAUGAUGCAGCGUGUUGAGGGUCCUAGCCACGGCUGGAAGAUAGAGAGUUUCAAAAACUUCCCGAUCGACGAGACCCUCGGAAAACGUGGUCAAUCGGUAUAUGCAAGGGCAAACUGUAGUUGA
Molecule: messenger RNA, 705 nt
Organism: Dibothriocephalus latus
Lineage: Eukaryota; Metazoa; Platyhelminthes; Cestoda; Diphyllobothriidea; Diphyllobothriidae
Source: the annotation of a GenBank genome assembly